Molecule: messenger RNA, 2031 nt
Organism: Stegodyphus dumicola
Lineage: Eukaryota; Metazoa; Arthropoda; Arachnida; Araneae; Eresidae
Cellular component (GO): nucleolus
Molecular function (GO): telomerase inhibitor activity; nucleic acid binding
Source: RefSeq, a predicted model, not a curated record
GAAGACUUGGAGAAGAGCUAUUUAAAAGUUACCGAAUUUUUUCCGAAGCUCACACAUUUUCAAGAGAAUGCUUCUACUGAUAACCAGGGCUGUGGAAUCGAUGAAAGCAAAAUUGGGCAGAAAUUGUUAACUAAAAUGGGAUGGAAGAGAGGUAAAGGUUUAGGAAGAAAUGAAGAUGGUAUCACAGAGAAUAUAAAAGUCAAGUUCAAAGGUUCUAAUGCAGGUAUAGGUUGGAAAGACGAAUCCUUUCUUGGAGCUCAGAAUGAGGAAUUUGAUGCUGUUUUAGAAAAUUUAAAUAAAAAUUAUUUGUCAACUGGAAAAGAAUUAAGUAAAGAUUGUGAAGUGCGUUUAGUACAAAGAUGCAAGAAAUUUCGUGAAAGAUUCCACUACCGAAGAUUUGUUAAAGAAGAUAUUAGCAAAUAUUCUGAAAAAGAAAUGAAAGGCAUUUUUAUUGGUAUGAAGACUCAGGUGGAGGAAGAAGAGCCGUUGUGUGAAAAAUCAAGUACAUCAAAUUUACAAAAUACAAGCCUAGAGAAUAAUUCUUCAGAUCUGACCACAACAUAUAAUAGCAGCUCAAGUAUUGCAGAUUACUUUGCUCAAAAGAUGAAAAAGAAAGCAGGUAACUUCCUUACUUCUACUUCCAUUCAUUCAAAGGAACUGAAUUCAAAUUGCACUUGGCCCUUGCUUUCAAAUGAAAUUCAAGAAUCUAGUGAACUUAUUCAAGAGUCAUUACCUAAUGAUAUUGUAAUUAAAAAUGAGAAAAGAAAAAAAUCUCAAAAAAAUUCUAAAUUUAAAAAGCAUAAACUCAGUAAAAUUUCCAAGAGCUGCUUAAAAAGAGUAGCAUAUGGAAAUAAGACGCUAGUAAAAAUGAAGAAAAACGUGUCAUUUAAUAAUAUUAUUUCAUAUCAUGAAAUUCCUGUAGUUUCUGAUGAAGAUAGUGCAACUUCUAAUGAAGAAAUUACAGAAUUUCAAAAUUUAGACAAUGAAAAUAAUGUUGAUGAGCAAAUUCCUAGUGAAAUUUCCUAUGUACAGAAUUUCAAACAUAAUGAAGAAAAUGAAAAAUUUGACUUUAAUGAAAUAUGCAGCAAUAAUCAUUGUGUAAGUAAUGAUAAUGACUUAAUACUUAAUAAAUCUGGUCAAUCAUCUGGUGACAUUAUUUCUAAAAAGGUAGGAAUUGAAAGGAGUUCUGACAAUUCCAAUGUUGUGCAUUUAGAAGAAAUCCAGAAACAUACAUGUAAUCAUGUUACUUCAAAUGCAAAUUGUAUUGAAUCAACACUUUUGAAUAUAACUCAGGAACAGAAUGAAUUUGUGCCAGAAUCUUCUAAUAGCACUAUAGUUAAAAGUAAAAAAAGGAAAAAGUCAUCAAAAAAUUCUAAAUCUAAAAAUUGUAAACUUGAUACAGUUUCUGAAUUUAUGAGCUGUUUGGAAAGUGUAACAAAUGGUAAUAAAUUUCUAGAAAAAGUGCCAAAGAAUGCAUUUCUUAAUAACUCUAUUUCCUCUCAAGAAAUUUCUUUUGUUUCUGGUGAAGAUCAUGAAGUUUCUAUGAAAACUGUCACAGGACUCAAGGAUACUGAUGAUAAAAAUGGUACAGUUGAACAGAAAUUUAGUAAAAAUUCCAAUCUACCAGACUGUGGCUUUAGUAAGAGAAAUAAAGUAGCAGAAUUUGUGAAAAUAAAUGUUAAUAAUCAUUGUAAGAAUCUUGAAAAGAAGUUAGCUCUUAAUGAUCAUUCAGCUGGUGAUACUACUACUAAGAAAGAAGACGAAAGGACUACUACUAAGAAAGAACACGAAAGGAUGUCUGAAGUGCAUGAUUAUUCAGGAAACACAUAUUUCAAAGAAGUUCAGAGAAAAGCAAAUAGCACUUCAAAUUAUAAUAGUUGGUUAGAGAGUCAAAGAAUAGCAAUGAAAAUGAACAUAUACAAAAGCAUGAGAGAAAAAAUUAAAAAUCAUCGUGUUUUAAGUACAACAAAUUUAUUACAGAUAAAAGGGUAUGGAAACUGGGGUUUUUAAAUAAAAUAUAUAAAGAAAAUA